Sphenostylis stenocarpa is the source of this 264-nucleotide messenger RNA. NCBI's taxonomy places the organism in Eukaryota, Viridiplantae, Streptophyta, Magnoliopsida, Fabales, Fabaceae. The record is from the annotation of a GenBank genome assembly.
AUGGAAGCCAAGAAUCACGUCACCGUCUCCGGCAACAUCCACGGCUGCUCCACCGCCACAAACACCACCCUCCUCCAGCACUACUCCCUCACCGUCCAACGAUACUCCUUCACCGUCCAACGCCACCACUCCACCUCCGCAACAAACCCCUCCUUCCACUUCGCCGCAACAACAAGCUACCCCGCAGCCACAAACCCCAUCUCCGGCGGCUCCGCCGCCUUCUCCGCCAUCACCGCCACCUGCUACUCCAUCACCACCACCUAG